AUCAAAUCAAGUCUCAAAUUUUUCGACAAAAACACUCCAAAACAUCUAACCGGAAAAAGCAUUAGGAUGUAACUCGAGCCAACAAAAACCUGUAUUUCCGGUACCUACGUCAUCACGUGACCCUCACAGGAGGACAACGAAAAGCUCACACAACUUAUGCCGAACGCAACAGACGGGUACGUGGGAAGUUUACCUCUAUCAUGCUGGAAAAAACUUUGUGGGAGCGGUUCUUAGAUACGGUAGAGCCUCAUCUACCUGAACACCUUCACUGGAAUGAAAUAUGCGUAAGUUUCGAGCCAUUUUUACAUGCUAUUUAAUAAAGCGGGUAUUAACGUAUAGGCUGCUUCAUUUUGCAACGUAAAGCUUACCGGUACCGGUAAGUGAACUUGUGCCGCAGUCAAAGCGUUAUGCAAUCUUAUUCUUUUUCAUUCUCUUUCUAGUGGACAUUUGUUUAUUAUCUGGCUGAAGCAAGGCGCCAUAUUCAUCGAUGGUGCAGAGGAAUGGAAGCUUGGGAGGCAAGAUAAACUUUAUUUUUUUCGAACAUGUGAAAACUCAGUUUUACUGGGACUUAUAAAUAAGCUUACACCUGUGCAUGUGAGGUUAUUCUUUAAGAGAAAGUUGUUUCUAUUGAUUUGGUCACUGUAGCUUUCCUUUAAAGAAAAUUCUCUCGCCCAGUAAUCCAUGGUUUUAAGUUAUUUUAAGCUGUUAGGUUAUCGAGAAUUGUGACACAACGUCCAGGGUUUACGUAAAGGUCAUUCAGUGCCACACAAGAAUUGAACUUCCUAAGUGACAUUUGAACGUCAAUUUUCGGAGAAUGUUUCCCGGAACAUUUAGACUAUUUUGACUAGUUACCGUUAAAUUCUGAAAAUAAGCCCCUCCAAGUAUAAGCCCCCCAUUCCGGUAACAAAAAACCCUCCGUGUUAAAUCGCCCCUCCACAUAUUAGCCCCCCCCCCCGGGGGGUUGUACUUGGAAAAUUGCCCUCAAAUACAAAGUAAAACAAAGCAAGCACGGUAAAUUUCCUUCCAACUAUAAGGCUAGCCCAAUCAAUUUUGAAAUGCAAAUUUGCCUCUGUAGAUAAGCCCCUCCAAAUUUCCCUGCUAGCAGAGGUCUCUCAUGACGAGGCAAAAAUGAGAGAAAGGAGAGAGACCUCUGCCGGCUUCCGACGCGUUUCCUAUCACGCAUGCGCUGGCGUUUCCUUAACAACCAGUGACGUUUUUCUCAUGUGUGACACAACCCACAGAACCGGUUUGCGCGCGAAACUUCAGCUGAAGGCGGGGGUAUAUGUUGUGGAGAAUUCUUCGCAAUGUGAAACGAUGCCGAGAACUCCACAAUCUCGCAAAUUUGGGGAAAGCGCGUCACCUCAGGCGCCCAUUAAACCAGUUGGGUCUGGAAAAGACGUUAGAUGCCUUUUGUGUGGUUUAGAUUUUAAAGGUGAAAGGUGUUGACAGGCCAAACACGACUCAUAAGCUCGUGAUAGUGUGAUACUUGACCUUAUAGUUUUGCUCUAACGAGGAUAUCUCCCAGCCAUUUUGCUCUUUUAUAUGAAAUGAUCGGAGGCUCGUUGUAUAUUUCUCUCAGUAGUGGUUGAUAAGUGCCAUUUGCUCAUUAAAAUGUUUUUAAGGUUCGGCAAAGCAGGGUGGUAUGUGGUAACGAAAGGCAGAAUUUUCUUUCGCACUUCAUUGUUCUUUUGUAAAGCUGACUUCCGUUCGGUAAAUUUAACCUCAGAGGUGAGUUUUUGUAUGAGAUUGUGAGGGUAACCUCUAGCGCGAAGGCGUUUUUUGAAGUUGUAGAUGUUCUCAUAGAAGGAUUUAGCUGAGGAGUUCAAAGGAGAGACAACUAAAACCACUGGUUCCGCAGAGAAGAGAUCCUUGUAAUUGUAAACAACAGAUAACUCGGCCACCACUUGUACUGCUAGUUGGUAAAUUAAAAAUUUGCCGUAGCCCGUCAGGAGACACGCAAACGUAUCGCGUCCUUUAAGGACUUUUCUUUGUAGGGAAGUUAUUUCUUUUAUAUAUACGUUUGUCGCCAAGCUUAGAAACGGACGAUUUUAUGGCUUGAUCAAAGUGAGAAAUUUCGAAACUCGCGGAUUUCAUGAAAGACAUAAUUCACUGUGGGCUCAAUAAUUGUCAGCGUACAGUUUAACAAGGCACACGCAUUACAUAUUAAACGUAACCGGUUUUAAAAACCGGUAAGUUUCGACCAGAAAUCUGGUCGGCGGCUUCAUCAAACAACGCGUCGGAAGCCGGAAGAGCUCUCUCUCCUUUCUCUCAUUUUUGCCUCGUCAUGAGAGAUCUCUGCUAGCAGGGAACUCCAAAUAUAAGCUCCUCCAAAAAUAAGCCCCUCAAAAAGGGUCUUUGAAAAAUAUAAGCCCCGGGCCUUAUUUUCGGAAUUUUACAGUAUUCCCAAUGUAUUCCAUCACAUAGCAUACAGUAUGGUGAUACGGUGGAAUACAUUUCGUUCCUAAUCAGAUUACAGUCGACUCCAGCUAACUCGAAUCUUCAAGGGAAAUUGAAAAAAGGUUCGAGUUAUCGGGAGUUCAAAGAAAAUAGCUGAGAAUAGGGAAAAAAACAGUUUUUACUGCACAUUGAACGUCUUAAUCACAUCUAAUUGUAGAAAUGUCAAGUGAAAAUUAAAAGAUACUUCUAGAUUAUAAUUCAGAACGUAACGUAACAAAACAUAGCCUAAAUAGAGCAUGCGUUUUACUGUUUUGAGAAGAAAAGCUGCGUUAUGUUAGCCUGUGACAAUCAACAUCAGCCUCCACUAGUAAACUAUACUCCUACAACACGUCAAUAGGAAAUCCAAAAUUCAAUGUUUCAGACACCAGUAGCUAGACGGCUUUUUUCCCGACUUUUUAAGGGCUCAAAACAAGGCUCGAGUUAUCAAGGGUAAAAUUAUAUAGACAAUUACCUGAGGGGAGACGAAAAUUGGUUUGAGUUAGCGGGAGUUCGAGUUAUCAAGAGUUUGAGUUACCCAGGGUAAAAUUACAGUGAAUGUAUGACAGUAAUCCAGGGGAAAUCGAUUUGGGUUUUCAAGUUAGCGCGAGGUUCGAUUUAGCGAGGGUUCGAGUUAUCAGGAGUCGACUGUAUUUUCAAGUUGCAACUUGUGGAGCGCAACAACUUAACAACAGCUAUUAUGUAAGUUACAGUAGUGUUCUGACUCAUUCAACUUCUUCUAACUCUAUAUUGAAUGGGAUAUCAAAAAAUAGCUAGAUAUUAAGAUGGAAUCCAUCAUGAAAUUGAGUAAUUUUAAUUUUCAGUGGACAAAAACCUUGUAUCAGAAUAAUUUUAAGAACCAUUGUCUCAGAAAUACAUUUAAUAUAUUUCUAAGAAAAUGGUAAUUGUGGAAAGACUGUGGAUUCCUUGUUAAGCAGCCACCUUCCGUAAGUGACUGCUAUUGUUGGCAUUUUGAUAAGUCAUUCACGGGAGAUUUAACUGGUUUUUUAUUUUUUCAGCUCACUCAAAAUAAACCAGCAGCUGGCAAUUUUGCUACUUUCAGGGGAUAAUUGGCUGCAUACUCACCACUCAAUUUUGAAAAAUAAUAUUAAGUAAAAACUACUUGGGAUGAAUCCUUUGGUGCUUUAUACUCUUGUUAACCUUCUUUCUUCUGCAAAAUAUUUUGACUGGGCUGUAUUUGAUUAAUAUUAUUUAUCUAUUUAUGUUGCAGAUUGUUGUAAACACAGUCACCUACUGUUUUUGCGUCUGGCUUAUGACAGAAGUUCUUCGAUGGGUGAUUGGCUGGGCCUUCUUCCGAGAAAAAAGUAAGAUUUAAGGUGCAUUUUCAGUUUCAUAAUAAGUACAAUAAUAAUAUUAAAAUUUUAAUUUAAAGUUAAUAAAUACCUAGUGCCAAAUUGUAACAAUAACCAUACAUGUAUAAAGUCAACUCUCGCCUUGCAGACACCCCACGAUAACAGACAUCCCAGUAAUAUGGACAGCAACUAAAUCCCGGGCAAAAAUAAAUUACAGACAUAAUAAACUCCUGCUGUUACGGACUCUCACUAAUGAGGACACCAAAAUAAAGGACCCUAGUACAAAACGUAUCAUGUUGGCUCCCUCGCGCCUGGGGUUCCCUGAGGCUGUCUAUCACUCCUUCAAAAUCUAGCUGCAUUGCAAGUUAAGGCCCUUUGCAACCCAGUUAAAAUGAGAGGCUGAAGAUCAAGGGUAUGGCUUAUUGACAUGACAUUAAAAGAUGAAACCCUGAAAGGCAAAAAAGGCACUCAUGGUUAUCUGUGUCAAGGGGAAAACCACUCGUUAUUCAUUCAUUAUCCAUUCAUUAUCAAUUCAAAUGCUUUCAAAAAACCAUUCAAAGUGUUUGACUGCCUGUUGAAGAGGUUGAAUAUUUGUCCACAAUAUGUUGGCACGCCCUAACUUUGUUGAUGAGAAUUGAAGAGUGUGCUUUUUGAGGGAUAAAAAAAAUAAUUUCUACAUAUGCAUGAGGAAAUUUUUAGAGCAUAAGAUGAAAUGUUUGCUCUGUAGUCCAAACAAAUAAUAAUUAUCUCCUUGAUUUCUUUGGACUCCCAUUACAAAUCAAUCUUUCCAUACCAUUUACUCAUUUACUGAUUCUAAUCCAUUAGAAAUGAGUGUUUAAUACUAUUUUAUCCUUAAAGUGUAAUGAAAAUGAUCAACGCUGCAAUUUGCAAUUUUAGGUGUCACAGAAAGAGUGAAGAAAGGGUUUUUUAAGUUAGUGAGAAGAUUACCAUACUUGAAAGACAGGGUAAGAGAUAUCUAUAUCUGUCCUCCCAUCCACAAAAAUUACGUAUACAUUGCGUUACAUUUUGUACAUACAUGUAUCAACAACAUGUUUGUUGUAUCAAACCGUGCUUCAAUGAUUGCUGACUGAUACUAGAGCUCUCAAUGUAUUUACCUCUACCCUGAAUGGAUAUUUGCUGUCCAGCCAAUUUUAUUGAAGGUUGCCAGUAUCCCCCCUGAUGUUAAGUCAGAUUUUUCUUGAUCCAAUGGUAAUGAUGUACAGCAGUGCCCUUUGUCUUUAACUGUCAACAGAUAGCGAGUGAAAUUCAGCAGUCAGUGGAUGCAAUGGAGAGGACAGCCUUUCCAGUGAGAGAAGGAGAAACUUUUCACAUGAGGGUAGGUUACAUGUAGAUAGUGAAUAGUAAGGUCUGAUGGUCAUGUGCAGUGCAUUAAAUCACUUACACUGUAAAUUGAAACUAUAAAAUUGUGGUUGUGGUUGGAGGUGGAAGCUGUUGACAAGGUUAAGUGUACAGCUGUAUUUGUAAAGAAAGUAAGCUUUCAUUGCAUCAAACCUCUGUUAGAAAGCUUACACUGUGCAUCUGUGUUUAAUGGUCACAAGUCUGGUGUAGACUACUGAGGUCUGAGAAUUGCCUAGAACAUUUUGAGUAUGAUUAGGAGGCUGUUAAUUGCUGAUUUUUACUAGAAUGAAGUGCAAGAGAGCAAGAGCAAGAUUCAGUUGAUAACAAUACUUAAGACUUUUCUUGCCUGUUGAGCAACUUGUGAUAGAAAAUACCAGCAACCCCUGCUAUUACCAUCCAAUAGUUCACUUGUUAAAAAGUGGUCACCUACACAGUAUGUAUUUAACUGACCUACAAGUAUCACUGUUGCCAUGUAAAUACAUCAGGUGGGUAGGGAAUCAAACAGUUAGGAAUUUCUUUUGGUUGAUAUUUAUUUAUUUAUUUUUCUCACUUUGAAUAAAUGUUUUCUCUGCUUUUUUUUCUAGCUGCCAACGAAAGGAAUGAAAGAGGUGACUAAAAGGAAUUUUCUAUUUUUCAUGUUUGCACGGUUAUAAGUGCUCAUUAAUUUGAGGAACACAAAAAGUAUUUGUUUGUUUUGUUCAUGAAAAUAAAAAAACAGUUUUCCUUCGCAGUAGCCAGAAACUGAUACCAUUAAGGUGCAGCCAUCAUCAGCAAUUUCAAUUUUCUUUCUUUCUCAACUCCAAACCAUCAAUGAAAAGAUGUACUACUACAUAGCUGUUUAUCACUCUAGCACAAUAUUUUAUUCUAUAUUUUUAUUGUACUUUUAUUUUACUAUCUAUAGAAAGAACUCCUGAAAGAAGUUGAUGAUUACUUGAAAAUGGGUAUGUUGGCCCUGUAUCAUUCGUAAUCUAUAUUUCAGGAUAUGCUGUUGAAGUUUUAAGUACAAGAAGUACAGACUCUGAAUUGGAUAGUGUGUGCAAUGAGGUAGCACAUGGUUGGAAAGUGAUGGAGGAAGAAAACUGUGGUUGAAAAGCAAAAUUCAGACGUGCGUUUUCAUGCUUGUAAAAUCUGAAUUCUGCAAGAACAUGGGUUACUCAUUUGCUGUCUUGACUACCACUGACUUUUGGGUGCAAACUUGCUGGCAUCUAUCGAGUUUCCUUAAAGUCCUUACAGAGGAGAAAAAAAUUACACAUCCAAUUUACACAUUAUUAUUAGGUUUCUGCUGUUCAGUAUAAUAUUGAUAUAUCAUUGAUUCUCAGGUAAUGUAAAGUGGCAGGAAGGUCGGGUUUCUGGAACAGUUUAUUGUGGAAGUAAAGAACUCACUGAUUUGCUUACUAAGGUAUUUUUUGGACUUAAAGUGGAGUGGUAUUUUACUGGUAAAAUGCUUUCCAAUUUGUUUUAGUGGUCAACACCAUUUGAAAAUGCCAAGAGUUUAUGAUUUAUAGCAAUCAUCCAAUCAAAAGUGCUUUAAUGUGUAGUGACUUUAUUGAACUCAUGUAUAAUUUACAAUAUUAUAUGAUAAUAUUAAAAUACAUAACAUGGUACACAAGAAGGCUGCCACAUCAUGGAAAAUGCUCUUACUUUAAAUUCACAUUGGUAAUAAAAUAUCCCCUCCCCCCCCCCAAAAAAAAACAGACAGAAUUUGUUUUAAUACUAUUUACGUCUGUGUACUGUGAUCAGAAUUUUUGUGUGUGUUUGUGUUGUAGGUAUAUGCAAAGUUUGCUUGGUCCAAUCCUCUUCACGUUGAUAUCUUCCCAGAUGGUGAGUAGUACAUUGUAUUUUUUCCCUUCUAUUAGAUAAUGAUUUGCUGCUAAAGAAAGAAAAGCUAUAUAAUUAUUAUAUACAUUCUCAUUGCCACCUAUCAUGUCAAGGCUGGCUAAUUAAUGUAGUAAUUUAUUUUCAACUGAUCAUCAAUUUAUUGUUACUUUUAUUCCAAACAGUACGGAAGAUGGAAGCCGAAGUUGUCCAGAUGUGUGUUAAUAUGUUCAAGGGAGGAAAGGAAGCUUGUGGAACGGUAAACACACUAAUGACUGCCAUUAGAGAGCCUAUGGAUAUGGCACUAUAGAAAUCCUUAUUAUUAUUAAUAUUAUUAUUACUUUUCAUACAUUUGCAACACAAAUGUGAGAGCAGUAUGUCAUAGUUAAUGGCUUGGGUAGAAGUGUACGAUGGUCAGAGGAGCUUAGCUUUCGAGCUAACCACUGCUUUUUCUCUCCAAUUUUUUUUUGAGUCCGCUUUUUCUCUUCAAUUUAGAUUAGAUAUUUCAUUUUUCAGUAGACCAAUGCAUUACUUGCACUGUAAGUAUCUCCAGUUCAUUGGUAAGUUUUUUUUCAUGGAAAGAUUUACAAUACAUUAGCAGCACAAAAAAUUUUAAAUAAAAAUGCAAAGAUCAUUGUUUUAAACUUUCUUAUUUCCUAACCUCUUAGUUCAGCUUGGAUGAUUUACUCUAAAUUCUCCUGAUAAUCAAGAUUGGGAUUAAAAAAGGUGUUAUUUAAAAUUUAACUUGAGUCCACUUUUUCUCUUCAAUUUAGAUUAGAUAUUUCAUUUUUCAGUAGACUAAUGCAUUACUUGCACUGUAAUUGUUUUAUUAUUCAUUCAAAAUAAUGGUAAGUUUUUUCAUGGUAAGCUUACCUCCAUUUGAUGUUAAAUUUAUCAAUGGCCAUUAGGUUUGUCCAUUCAAAAAAUUCUAAAUAUCAAAAUGCAAAUUAUCUUCUUGCUGUUUUGGUUUUUCUUACUGUUUUACAUAAUUAUUAUCUAUAUCAGUGAAAGUUGCCAUUUUUCAAGUUCACAAACAAAAAGUUCAACCUUGUCCCCAGGUCUUCUCGGUUAACAGUGAUAACCUCGAAAAUCUAUUUUUUCUCGUUAAACACAAAAUUCUUCCAAAUUUGGUCAUCAGUAACUUUAAUCAAUUAAACAUAGGGGAAAAUAUUUUGAAUGAAUAAUAAUUAAUGUGGCUGUGUUACAUGACUAAAUGGUGAUAAUCUCUGCACACUUUAGAUGACCUCUGGAGGUACAGAGAGUCUUUUGUUGGCUUGCAAGUCUUACCGUGACUGGGCCUAUGAUCGUGGAAUUAAAAGACCUGAGAUGUGAGUCCCAGUUUUGCUGUAAGACAAUCAAAAAACUAAAUAAUUUGAACUUGAUGCCUUGCAUCGCCUCCAGUGAGAUAGCAGCUUUACUGACUCUGAAGCAAACUGAAAUGUACAUGCUUAUAUUAUAAGAAGCUUCAUGUUGCUGUCUUCGCAACUAUUGUUUUCAGUGGUCAAUGAACAAUGUCUGACCAAGGUGACCAUUUGUACAGACAAACUUUUAGUUGGCCAUUCAUUUUGACUGGUCAAGUGCAUGACUUUUAAAUGAAUAACUGGAAAAAAAAUAAUGCACAUUAAUUCUGUAAACCAAAAAAACAGUUAAAUCAUAAAAUAUUUAGCGAUUUUGCAGAUAUAAAUUCGGAGCUGGCUUUGUGAAUGCCAAUUAACAGUCAGAAAAUAGCCAUGACCAAGUCUUGUAGCCAGAUCUCUUGUCGAUGAAUGACCAAGCAAAACCUUGUCUGGCUAGUCAAGAUGCCCGACCACUGUCCAAGAAUUAUUUUUAGCCCUGAAACUAUAAGCUGUCAGUGGGUGAAGCAGCUUCUGAGUUCAAACAUGAGUAAUUUUCAAAUGUACAUGUAUUUGGCUCUCCCCUUUCCUUUUUAUUCAUUCUUCUGCUACUACUAUGACACAAUAGACCCAUUUGGCUAACUCGUUGUAUUGUAUUUACAUUAUAAUGUUGCAUUCACAUUUAAAUGAUAUGGAAAUUCCUGCAACAAAACGUUUUAUUCCCAAAGGGUUUGAAUUGGAUACAACAUUGAGUUAGCUAAAUAGGUCUAUUCCUGUAAAAAUAUUUGAAUCUUAUUGUUUUCUUCUUUUUUUCAGUGUGGCACCAGUUAGUGUGCAUGCAGCUUUUGAUAAGGUAUUUCAAUAUGUUCAUCACAGCCCUCUUUAGUUAUUUACCGUAUUUCUGUUUUUGUUUUGUAGGAUGGGGGUGUUUUGUUACGCAAUUAAUGGCCCCUUUUCCCCUGGCAAUUUUGUAUUGUCAUUGUUACAUAGAGCUAUAAUUCCUGAAUUAACUGUCAGUGUCAAAGGUUCGCCAGGGUGCAAAGAAAGUCGGUUUUGGAGCCUGCCAUUCAGGCAAGCUGCAAGUAGCAUGUACUAGCCCAGAAGUCAUUUCAACUAGCCUCAAAACCCUUUUUGAUUAGCAGGAUUGAUUACAAUCCUUCUGUAAUUUGAUUUUCCCCAAAAAACAGCACUUGCCCAUCAGGCAAGUUAAGAACAAAAAUCACUAGCCCGAAGCAAAAUCCACUAGCCCCGGGCUAUCGGGCACGACUUUCUUUGCACACUGUUUGCUGUGUAAUCUAAGCACCUCCCAUUCGAUUUAUGGUGUUUCAGAGUUUUUUUCUCUACUUGGUAUCUAGGCAGCACAUUAUUUCAACAUGAAAUUAGUCCACGUUCCUGUUGAUGAGAAAACAAGAAGAUGCAAUAUGAAGGUAAUUAUACCAUUAUUAAGGAAGUAAGUUUGAAAUGUAACGAUCAACUAAAAUGUCAUCAUGGCCAUCCUUAAAUUUUUGCUUUUCUAUUUAGGCAAUGAAGAAGGCUAUUACAAAGAACACAAUUCUAGUAAGUUAUAGUAAUUUGGACUGUUUUCCCCAUCCAUGUAUAUAAAAUUAAUGAUAAAAUGUCAAAUGAAAAGGAUAGAUCUGAAGUUAAUGGAGUACAAAUAAUGACAUAUAGUUUAGUUAAAAUUGAAUUUUUGUUGGAUUUGUAGAUUUAAUGGAAAUUGGUAUUGAAAUGUCAACUAAAUUAACUUGGAAUGUCCAUUUAUGUACCAGUUAGGUUACAUACAAUCAACCAUGUGGGUGUUUAUUAACAACAACUUAACUUGCCUUUUGAAAGUCAGUUUUUGAAACUAAAGGGACGAAAGUGAGCUUAAAAAAUGUGGUAGCCUCAUAAGUUUGAAUCAUAUUAUUAGAGUGCUUUUGAUUUGAGGACGAGUACAAGAUUUUUAAAACUUAAAGUUUUUGCAUGUUCUGAAAAAAAUACACUGCAGAAAGCUUCUUUUUAUUUAUUUAUUUUUUUCAGCAAAAAAAGUUAGUACAGUUCUUUAUACUGACAGGUUAAGCUCUCUCCCGAUAGCAAAAUAAUAAAACUUCUGACAUUUUUAUUUUGAUAACUUAUUCCUGCCACUACCACAUUCUCACUAAAUCUGGCUGAAGAAUGACAAUGGCUAUGACUUUUCCCCGCCAAAAUGAUGCUGGUUUACGCAUGAGCAAAACUCAGUAUCAAGAAAAUCUUGUACUCAUAGUUGUCCUUGUCUCAGAAUUGAGCUCUGUUUAUUCAAGACUGUCAUUAAGGGCUCAGGUCCCUGGCUUCUAUGAACAUCAUCCCUGGUUACUUUCAUUAGAAAAUGGAGGGAAAAUUCCAUAGAAAUCAAUAGCUGUAUGAUUUCCCACCCACUCUAUGUAUUUUCCCUGUAACUUAAAAUCUCAGUAGCAGCCCUGCUUAUUGUUUUUUCUUAUUUUUUCAGCUUGUUGGAUCUGCACCACAGUUUCCCCAUGGUGUUAUGGACCCCAUUGUAGAAAUGGCUAAGCUUGCUAAGAAAUACAACCUGGGACUCCAUGUAGAUUCCUGCUUGGGUGGAUUUUUGGUUCCCUUUAUGAAGAAAGCUGGGUAAACUAUUAGAUCUUCAAGUUUGGUGUUUGUCAUGUCCCUUAGACUCUUAUUACUUACUGUUCUUUUAUUAGUUUUGUAUUUGGUUUCUUUUGCGAGUGGCAGGCAAAGUUAUGCACUGAAGGUCACUUUCAACAUAGCUCUGUGUACUUUUCUCCCUUGUUACACACUUGGUUUCAAAUUUGAAUUAACUGUGUGCUGCUCUCCUCUAUUAUAGGUUUGAUCUUCCCCCAUUUGAUUUUUCAGUGGAAGGUGUUACCAGUAUAUCAUGUGAUACUCAUAAGGUACAGUUCUUCGAGAGAUGCUAGUCUACAGAUAUUAGUCAUUUCCUUUUGUGACAAUCUGAUUAUCAUUGCCAUUAUGUGUAUGUCAUGGUACUAAGGAGGAGUUAAUAUGGGAAAACUUGCACCAGAGCGAGUUUCACACCGAGAUGACUUCUUGAUUUUGUAUGGCAUUUACAUGUUUGCAUGUUUUUUCAUUGUCCCAUGACCAGCAUGAUGAUGCCAUCCUAAAUUGCCAAAUUAUGCUUGCGCUACCCGUGCCAGUCUACCAGCAGACCAAUUUCACACUGAAACAAGUGGUCGUUUCGCAUUAACAUGAUACCGUUGCAAAAUUUUGUACCUGAGUGAAAUUCUCUCUAUGGUUCUACACCCGAGGUGAUCUCAUGACGGUGUGACAUGACAUUUUGUGGUGGUAUCAUGUAAACAAAUACCGAGCCAUGAGAGGGAACCGGAGUGAACUCAGCCUGGCGCAAAAGUUGCCUGGGUGUCAUGUAAACACCCGCUAAGCUUCUAGUACAUGCACUUCUUACUGGUAACUUUUCUGACUUUGUUGACAUUUUUUUGAAACCAUCAAGUUUUCUUCAAAAUGGACCAAAACAUGAUUCAGCAUAAUUAUUCACUGUUAUACAAAUAACGGGAAAAAAUCUGAUUAGCUGCGUGGCACUUUAGAAAGUAAGUAGGGUAAUGUUCAGCAAAAAAUAAUGAACUAAAGUGCCAUCUUGUGGUGUGAGUUCCUCUCCAAACGUUUCAGGCCUGGCCCUUCAUCAGUGGAGUUACAAGUAUGUAACUCAAACCACAAGAUGGCACUUUUGUUCAUUGUUUUUUGCUGAACAUUCCCUUACUUACUAUUCAUAAUUACGGUUGCAAAUGUUUCCUUUUCACUUUUACAUGAUUGUAUAAUUUAGCAUCCCUGAUAAACUACAUGUGUAGCUGGAGUGGUUGAGGGUGAAUAUUUAGACAAUCUUACUUUUCUUCAGUAUGGAUUUUCACCAAAAGGAUCGUCAGUUAUAUUGUACAGUAACAAGCACCUUAGGCAUUUUCAGGUAAGUAUUCUAAACCUUCAGCCCUGGCAGUGUUUCAAGCUAGUCAAGCUGUUUUCUGGUCACUGUCUGUCUUGUUUAAAAUGCCGCUUAUAAGUUGAGCACUUCCCUGCUUUUCUGUACUAUAAGAAAAUUGGCUUUCAAUGUUCAUGGGAUGCCGUCUUGAUAGUCAAUUUUUUCCUCGGACAUAUAUGUAACAGUUCUGGUUUCAUUUAAGUAGACAAAUGUUGACCUUGUGUCAACUUGAGAUUAAAUGAGUUUUGCCUUCUAAGUUCCUCCUGACCAUUUCUUUAAAUUCACCUUUAGGCAUGAACCAGUGUAUUUUUUUUUAAUUGAGGUUCAAAGUGAAGAUUGUCCUUUAAAAAACAUUAGAAAAAAUAUGAAUGAGUCUCUGGAUAGCAAUGACUGUUACAAGAAAGUUAUAAGGUACAUAAAUACAUUUUUUUUUCCAGUUCUUUGUAGCACCCGACUGGCAGGGUGGAAUCUAUGCCUGUCCUACGAUACCUGGCAGUAGACCUGGUGCAAUCAUCGCUGCAACAUGGGCAGCAAUGAUGCACUUUGGAGAAUCAGGUAUAAACUAAAUAACUCUUUUAAAGCUACAUGUCAUGAUGUCAUAAGUUUUGUGUAAGUGACAGCAUCAAAGAUACUCAUUAUCUUUUUAAUCACCUUAAUGUUACAGGUUUUGUUUACCUGAUUCUACUCAUCGUGCAGGGCCCAGUCUGGUGUGAAACUAAUGCAAAACCAAUUGCCUUUCUUGUUACCUUCUUUCCAAUUUAGGUUAUGUUGAAAGUACAAGAAAAAUUAUUACAACUAGAAUGAAAAUUGAGGAAGGGUAAGUGAGCUUUAAGUGGCUCUUUUAUGUAAAAAUUCCUUCGUAGACAAAACUAUUAGUUCCUUGCAUAGAUAAUAACAUUUGACAGCCUUAAUCCUGAUCAUCCCCAGACACUCUCUUACAGUUUAUUAUUAAACAUGCAUUGUGACUUCUAAACUAUUGAACCUAUUUAGAUUUUGAAUUGAGCUCCUUUCUGUAACCCUUAUGAAGCUCAGUUAGGAAGAGUCUUAGUGUUUAAGGUGGAGAAGUCUUCUGCAGUUGACUUCCUAGUUCAUACACGUUUUAUUGAGGAAAUGUGGUAUGAAUUCCUUUUCACUAUAUUUUUCACUGCCGCUCACUUUCACCUUGGUGGCCUCUAGUAUUUCUCGUUUUCUCACCGCCGAUAUAAAAUUUUCAUGUUUUCCCUCCGUCGGAAUUAGUCUCCUAUGUUUUUACCUCUCGCUCUAGCACUUUCUCUGUUUUCCACGUCAGUUUAGACAUUAAAAUUUAGUCGAAAAAAAAGACAUGGCUUUGUUGUUGUUUUUACUCUCAAAAAGUCCGGAUGGCCAUGCAAUUUACCUCCAAAACGCGCGGAUGCUUGAAAUGCGAAAUUCCACCUCGGCUCACAUGAACGUGGGGACGUACAGACGAUUUUCUCAGAACCAAAAUUUCUUGGAUGCACACGUAUCCAUGGUGCUCCGCUACGCGCGAGAGCUCCGCUAUUAGUUAAGCAGCAGACAUAUGGGACAUCCCAGCGGAGGGGGGGCGGGAGGGGGGUUAGUACUGUCAUAAGUAAAGGCACUGAAUAAUGACUUCAGCUCGUAAGUGACUUAAACAGCAAUAUCCUGGUGAUAUAGCCCCUUUAUUCAUCUUCCCUCAGCGACAAAUUGGUUACCGCCUAUUUUGCAUAAGUACAUAUAUGUCCUUACUUCAGCUGUUCCUUGAGUGCAGCAAUACUUUCAUAAUUGUAUAACUAACUGUUAGAGAUAACCAGGCAAUUUUCCUUGAUACCAGCAUUUAUAUAUAACUGUUGUUGUCUCUCUUACUUUGCUGUAGCCUACGAAAAAUCAAAGGAAUAUACGUACUUGGCAAACCUGAAGUAAGCGUGGUAGCGUUUGCAUCAAAUGACUUUGAUAUUUAUCAGCUUGGAGAUGCUCUAACGAAACGAGGUUGGAACCUCAAUUCGCUUCAGUUUCCUUCAAGGUUUGUGUUUCUUGUUUCUUCAUGGCAGAAAAUGUAGCUAAAUGUAAUUUAGGCAAAGUUAACCUCGAAGCAAUGCUGGUCAGCAGUUUUUCCAGUUAUGCUGGGGGCUGGCUCAAUGCCUCUAGCAGGGGCUCCUCGUGACUUGUAUACGCAGUUGCUUGCUUGCAGCUCUUCGUAAAGCGUUAUCGCAAUAGCUUGUUGCUUGCUUGCCUUCUUAUUGACAUGUUAUGACCAUGUUUGCAAGUAGACCUGGCUUAUCCAUACGAAUAUGAAGAAAACUUCAGUUUCAGACGAGAUGACUUUUGAGCGUUGAACAGAAUGAAUGCCCGGUUAACGCCCAUUCACUGCAAACUGUUAUGCUGUAUAGUUAAUAUUAAACUCCUGACUACAUUUGCCUCUAGACGUUAAUGAAACCUUAUAGAUCAGGCCCUAGUUGUUGAGAAGGUGGAAAACACCAUCCACAGGGUAAAUCUCCAUUCAGUGGAUAACACAAAUUGGUUUUCCUAAUACUUGUCCAGUGGAUAGUGAUUUAUCCGGUGGAUAGCGCUAUCCAACGUUUGAACAAACCGGGGCCAGAAUAAAAAGAAAAAAAAUGUCGCUCUAUAAUACCAAGCAACACGUAGGGAACAAUAAUUGUGACCUGACCAUUUCCACCACACUGACUUGAGUUUGAACCUUAAGUUAAUACUCAUGGAUGUUCCUCUCUGUGAACUGGUUGCUUCUUUAUUCAUUCUCUUGAACAUAUCUUACAGUUGAAGUUGGUUUGAUUCCUUUUUUGCAGCAUCCAUUUUUGUGUCACUUACCUUAACACUCAAGCUGGUGUGGCCGAGUUAUUUCUUAAGGAUGUGAAAGAGUGCUGCGCUAAACUCCUCAAUGACCCUCAGGCAAAGACCGAAGGCAUGGUAUGUUGUUAGGUUAAUUUAUAACAGGUUGAAAAUUGUACACCAAACACAGUCUCUUUGGACGAGUUUCUUUUGUUGUUUGUUUGUUUGUGUGUUUUGCACGGGUUAAAGCACUGACUACACGAACAGGACCCCUGUAAAUUGGCAUAAUGUAGUCAACUAUCUCUUAACGAACACUUCUAUUAAAUGCGUUAAAGUGUCGUUAAGUUGGGUGCAUACGUACGGCGAUCACUUUGUUCGUUUAGUUCAUUUAACGAUUAAGGUUUGUUGUCCCUUGUUAUAGGCUGCAAUCUAUGGAAUGGCUCAAGGAAUUCCUGACAGGUCCAUAGUUACUGAACUGGCCUGCUGUUUCCUCGAUUGCAUGUACAACAUCGGCAAUACCCAGCCUCAAGCCAAUGGAGUCCACCAUAACUAAACAUUCAGGCUUUACGAUGAUGGCAUGUUCAAGUUAUUUCAUAAGGCGCUGUUGCGUUGUGGUCCGUAUAAUGGUUCAGAUUGUUUAGCUAUUGUCAGUGUCAGGGAUGCAAACAUGUAUGUGCUUGUAUGUCACUGUCACCCGGUGAGUACGACGUCACGCAAUACAACAGAGUCGCGGUCGGCAAGGUGACUAUACAGUAUUAUCCAGUUUCGUCAAAAGUCCUUGUCGUACGUGGGGAGAAGUGUUGCAAGCCUGAGUGUCAGACGUGCGUCAAUUUGUUGAGUCAAUCUCUUCACCGCAUGCAUGUUUACUAGAAGCUUUUUGCAUUAAACCUUAAUAUGGAAUAGUAGUAACGUUAAAUAGCCAGUGCAAAGGACUAUUUAUUCCCUUCAGACAGUGGCAAUUAUUUUACUUGGCUUCACACUAGAAGCUAAGUCUAUUUCAAGUAAGCACUUGACUCAAGUGCAGUUGGAAAUCUUAAGUUGCUCUGUAGAAAACAUGGCUUCACACUUGUCAGCAAAGUGUACUACUUGAAGUAUAAGCUGUCAAUUUCUCCGUUCAUUAGAAUCUUGUAACCGCUGCACGUGCACAUCGUGCACAUGGCUUCCCUUUCUUAUUGGUCAAGUGUGUUCUCAAGCGUGGUGUAGCCCAUACUUGGCGGCGAACUUCCGCUUCUUUGAACUACUAACGUUUCCAUGGUCACCAAGUAAAGUUUAAAUAGGUACGUUUUACCCCUUCACAGUCAAAGUAGGUUCCAAAUACACUUACAUUAUACUUGAAGCUCUAGUGUGAAGCCAACAAUUAAGAUUUUGCUUUGCUGUACGUUUGCACUAUAAUUUAUCGGAAAGUGGUACUCUUUACGUAACAAAGGACUAACAACUUUUUUUCAUUUUAAUCAUAACUAUAACAAAAUUUUCAAAUCUAUUUGGCUAUCAGCUGCCUUGAUUUAUGAUAGUUACAAGACUGAGUGGAGUCAAAUCCUUUCUUGGCUUAGUCCAAUUCGGUCUGUAAUCCCAAUUUGUGUUUACACUAUAACCAAAAAAUCCAGCCAAAUUAUUCAGAGAAUGAUUUAAAAAAUUGCAAUUUCAUUUACAUUGUAUUACAAACUGUACACCAAUCGAUGUUUUGUGUGGGCAGGUUAUCAAAGUAGCGGCAUUAUUGGCCGGAUCUAUUUUAUUAUUAUGUUUUUAUUUCAAAGGUGUCAGUACAAAUUUAUUAUGAACAUAACUCCUAAUUUUUUUUUAUCAAACGAAGUUCGGUUUGCUUCCAUGAAAUCCUGGGCGGGUUCCAGGCUAUUCCAUACGCUUGCGUUUGAACAAAACGUGGUUGCCAAACUGAUGAAAAAAGUUGAUUAAAAAUAUUAUGGAAAACCCCUCUCGGUUCAAAACUACUAACAGGUAUCUUGAGGCAAUUUUUUAAGUUUGAUUGAAUUAAUAUCGUUAAUGUGGGCUCUAACUCUCAUACAACAAAAUUUCGCUUUUACGGGAGGGCUGAAGAACCUCUAAACAAACACUGAAUGGGUGUUCUUUGCACCGCUUAUCGACUUUUAAUUUGUCUAGAGAUAAAUCUUACGAAUCCUUUCGUUUGCGAGAAUUCUCGUCUUUGAAUGUUUCGCAAAAUAAUAGCAAAUAUUCUAACACGACCGUAACAACGUAGUACACCUAAUAGUGCAAGCUAAAUGCCCUAGUACUCAGUGAAUUUUCUAAGUACUUGGGCAUUUCAGUUUAAUGCCCCAAUACUUCAGGAAUUUUUUCCUUGACUCAGUUUUUCAAACCUUGCUGAAUGCUCUAUAUAAUAGUUCAAGUUUUUGUUCCUAAAGAGAAAAAUGCA
Messenger RNA from Porites lobata, 17346 nucleotides. Lineage: Eukaryota; Metazoa; Cnidaria; Anthozoa; Scleractinia; Poritidae. The record is from the annotation of a GenBank genome assembly.